Messenger RNA from Jaculus jaculus (lesser Egyptian jerboa), 2075 nucleotides. RefSeq names its product cilia and flagella associated protein 52 (gene Cfap52). The record is from RefSeq and is a predicted model, not a curated record. Gene Ontology annotation, biological process: cilium assembly. Gene Ontology annotation, molecular function: protein binding. NCBI's taxonomy places the organism in Eukaryota, Metazoa, Chordata, Mammalia, Rodentia, Dipodidae. The coding region runs from base 153 to 2015 and encodes 620 amino acids. The transcript is spliced from 14 exons.
ACAGUGGCAAGAAAGUACAUCUAACUUGAGUUCCGCAGACCCGAGUUUAAAUGCGGGGCGUGGACUUAAUGCGCACGCGUGAGCCCGUUUCCAUAACGACAAGGAGACGCUGCACGCUGGAGCAGAUUGGAGAAUGAGCUGAGGCUCUCGGGAUGGAAAACCCAAUUUCAACCGAGACCGACGUGGCGGAGCUGGAGCUUGAAGCUGUGAUCGGCUUCAAUGGACACGUUCCCAGUGGUCUCAGAUGCCAUCCUGACCAGGAGCAUCUGAUCUAUCCCCUGGGUUGCACAGUCCUCAUUCAGGCAAUAAAUACCAAUGAGCAAAAUUUCCUGCAUGGCCACACUAACAAUGUCUCCUGCUUGUCCAUCUCCAAGAAGGGAGAUUACCUCGCCUCUGGACAAGUCACAUUCAUGGGGUUCAAGGCAGAUAUCAUUCUAUGGGAUUAUUACAAAAGGAAGCUGAUUGCUCGGCUGACACUGCACAAGGGCAAAAUUGAAGCUCUGGCCUUUUCUCCAAAUGAUUUAUACUUGGUAUCGUUAGGAGGCCCAGAUGAUGGAAGUGUGGUGGUAUGGAGUAUAGCCAAGAGGGAUGCUAUAUGUGGCAGCCCUGCCGCAGGUCUCAAUGUGGGCAAUGCCACCACCGUGGUCUUCUCCAGGUGCCAGGAUGAGAUGUUUGUCACCGCUGGAAAUGGGACAAUCCGAGUAUGGGAACUGGAUCUUCGAAAUAGAAAGAUCUGGCCAACUGAGUGCCAGACAGGACAGACGAAACGAAUAGUCAUGAGUACUACAAUGGCUGACGAUGACAGCUUUUUCUAUCUUGGCACCACAACCGGAGAUAUUCUGAAAAUGAACCCCAGGACCAAGCUGCUGACAGACAAUGGGCCUGUGAAGGACAAGUACAGCUUGGGAGUGUCAGCUAUCAAGUGCCUGAAGAUGGGGGGUUUGUUGGUGGGCUCUGGAGUAGGAUUGCUGGUCUUCUGUAAAAGCCCCAGCUACAAACCCAUCAAGAAAAUUCAGUUACAAGGUGGCAUCACUUCUAUCACCCUUCGAGGAGAAGGACACCAGUUUUUUGUAGGAACAGAAGAAUCACACAUCUAUCGUGUCAACUUCACAGAUUUUAAAGAGACACUCAUUGCAACCUGUCAUUUUGAAGCUGUCCAGGACAUUGUCUUUCCAUUUGGCACUGCCGAGCUAUUUGCCACAUGUGCCAAGAAAGACAUCCGGGUGUGGCACACGAUGUCCAGCCGUGAGCUGCUGCGCAUCACCGUGCCCAACAUGACCUGCCAUGGCAUCGACUUCAUGAGAGAUGGCAAGAGCAUCAUCUCAGCGUGGAAUGAUGGCAAAAUUCGAGCCUUCGCCCCUGAGACAGGCCGACUGAUGUAUGUCAUCAACAGUGCUCACAGGAUUGGAGUGACCGCCAUUGCUACCACCAGUGACUGUAAAAGGGUCAUCAGUGGCGGCGGGGAAGGGGAGGUGAGGGUAUGGCAGAUAGGCUGCCAGACCCAGAAGCUGGAGGAGGCCCUGAAGGAGCACAAGUCGUCAGUGUCCUGCAUCAGGGUCAAGAAGAACAACGAGGAGUUCGUCACCGCCAGCACCGAUGGGACAUGCAUCAUUUGGGACCUUGUGCGUCUCAGGAGGAAUCAGAUGAUCCUGGCCAACACCUUGUUCCAGUGUGUUUGUUAUCACCCCGAGGAAUUCCAGAUCAUCACCAGUGGCACAGACAGAAAGAUUGCUUACUGGGAAGUAUUUGAUGGGACAGUCAUCAGAGAACUGGAAGGUUCCUUGUCUGGGUCAAUAAAUGGUAUGGAUAUCACAGAGGAAGGAGUGCACUUUGUCACAGGUGGACAUGACCAUCUGGUCAAAGUUUGGGAUUAUAACGAGGGUGAGGUGACUCACGUUGGGGUGGGACACAGCGGCAACAUCAUGCGCAUCAGGAUAAGUCCUGGAAAUCAGUACAUCAUCAGCGUGAGCGCGGACGGAGCCAUUUUGCGGUGGAAGUACCCCUUUACCUCCUGAAACCAGCCGCAACUCCCGAGCCCCCGCCGAACCGUCCUGUGCAAGUCCAAGCUGGGUAAC